This is a messenger RNA of Rotaria sp. Silwood1, 1191 nucleotides long. The record is from the annotation of a GenBank genome assembly. Lineage: Eukaryota; Metazoa; Rotifera; Eurotatoria; Philodinida; Philodinidae.
AUGCCAUGCAUAAGUGAUUGUUUAAAUGGUGGUAUAUGUUCAUUAAAUGAAACAUGUAUAUGUUCACCAUGUUAUGCUGGUAAUAGUUGUGAGAUAAGUACUAAUGUAAUAAAAUUUUCAUUGACAUUUGCAAUGCGAUGGGAUAUUGAACAAACUUUAACAAAUUCAAAUUUUAAUGUACCUGAAUUUACUUAUACAUUUGUUAUAAGUCUAAUGUUAUUCAUGGCUAUAAUAAAUAAUAUAGCAUGUUUACAAACUUUUUUUUUACAUGAUAUACGUUUAACAAAUUGUGGUAUGUUACAAAUAUUUUAUUGUAUAUCAGGUUUAAUUACAAUUAUUGGUAUGCAAUUACGAAUGUUAACAAUGUUAAAAUUUGAUGCAUUAACAACAGCUUAUUCUUAUCGAUAUGCAGCAUGUAAUAUAAUACCUGUUAUUGUUAUUUUAAUGGGUGAUACUUGUAUGUGGUUAAGUUCAACAUUAAUAAUUGAAUUUGUUCUAUUGGAAUGUUUUAAUUUUGAUAUAUAUCGUUCUCGAAGAUUUUCAAUUAUAUCAUCAAUUAUUGGUCUUUUAAUAACAAUUGGUACACAUAUGCAUGAAAUAAUUGCUCGACGUCCAUUACCUGAUUUAAUGCAUCCUAAUUUAUAUUCAUGUACAUUUGCUUAUCCAUUACCAUUAGAUAUAAUUGAUAAAAUUCUUCGUACAUGUCAUGUUAUUAUACCGCUAACAAUACAUUUUAUUGCUAGUAUUUUUAUGCUUAUGAGUAUAACACGACGUACUUUAUUUGUUCGUGAUCGUACUGAUUAUUUUCGAGUAUUUAUAAUUCAAUGUAUAAAACGUAAACAUUUUUUUAUUCCACCAUUAUUUAUUAUUUUAUCUAAUCUUCCACAUUUAAUUCUUCAUUUAAAAGAUGAAUGUGAAGAUGCUCGAAAUAUAUCAAUUCUUCGAAUACAUAUUGCUUUUAAUAUUCUUGUUUAUUUACCACCAUCAAUAACAUUUUUUAUUUAUAUUUUUCCAUCAAAAAGUUAUAUGCAUCAAUUUAAAACAACAUAUAUGGGAUAUUAUUUGAAAUUAAUAUAUGAAAAAUUUAAAGAUAAACAAAUAUAUAAAUGGAAUCAAUUAAGACAAAUAUCAUGUAAAAAUUUUAUUACAUUAGUAUUACAUACAAUACAAACUAAGAUUUUACAUAAAUAA